Anopheles maculipalpis is the source of this 4067-nucleotide messenger RNA. RefSeq names its product myosin-J heavy chain-like. Bases 1 to 4038 code for a protein of 1345 amino acids. Lineage: Eukaryota; Metazoa; Arthropoda; Insecta; Diptera; Culicidae. The record is from RefSeq and is a predicted model, not a curated record. The transcript is spliced from 18 exons.
AUGGAAACUGUUGGCGAUGGACACGAAUCCCAUCCGGACGGUGGUGGCGAAUUGGUACGGUCCGAGGUAACCGAUGAAGCGGUUGGACAGGAGAGUAAAUCCGCAGAUGGUGGCAAAGAUCCCGUCGAUGAUGAUACGUCCCUGAAUGCACGGUUGCUGGACAAACUGAACGAGCAAUUCGAAAAGCAGAUCCAGCUGGUCGAACACGAUCACUUGGACGAUGGCUUCAAGCUGGAUGUGUACGCCGAAUGGGUAAACAGUUUGCGUACGCUCAACACCGAGCUGGUUCAGUCGUUGCGCGAAAUGCAGGACACCUGCAUGGAGCGGAUGCAGGUGAUGCGUGCGACUUAUUUGAAGGAUUUGGCACGUUUCGGACCGGACGUACGUUUGAAACGGAUAGCAAACGCGAGAGACGCGAGUACGGACGGUUCCGGUGAGCAUACUGUAGCGCUUGAGCUUAGUUCCAACUAUCCGAUUGUGCCGGCCACGGAUGAGAUGCUACUGCAGGAGCUGGACGCAAAAACAAGCAUAAUCGAUCAGCAAAAGAAGCAACUGAAGGAACUACGUAAGCAGACGGCCGAUACGGGAUCCAUGCUGGAGCAGUUGCGCAACAUGACUCAGGAACGGGACAAACAGUUGGAGGAUAAGAGGAAAGAAAUUGCUAUACUGCAGCAUCAAAUCGUCUCGUUGAAUGAGCAGCUACAGAAAACCAAAAUGUCGACGACGGCUUCGAUCGACAAUCGGAGUCUUAUAUCGGAGAUAACCGAUCAUCACGAUAAGAUAACGCAGCUGCGCAAGAAGCUGAAGGAGCAGGAGGACAAAUUGCGCGAAGCGAACACCGCCAUCCAGUUUCGGGAUGAGGUGAUUUCCGCGCAACGGCAGGAAAUUAAACUGUUAAACGAGAAACCUACCAUGCAGCAGCAAGCAUCCUUUACCUCAUUCCCAUCGGCACAGUCGGAAGAGGACUUAUCGUCAAUAGUUGAUCCCGGCCGUCCUCGAUCGCUUCUUGAUCAGCUCGGUGCGAUACAGCAGGACAGCGAAACUGAGUCAGAAUAUGUACAGCUGUUGAAGCGUGAACUGGCCGAAUUGCGUGCGCAACUGAAUCGAAGCCACCGGGGAGCAUCGGAACAGUCACUGUUUCGAUUAAGGGCAGUCUGUGAGGAACUGCUUCACAGUACUGGGCGAUUUUGUGAAGACAGUUGGAGGGAGGACUUCGGCGAGUGCGGUACGGGAACGGAAACAGGAAGUUCGCUCCAUUUCGAAGGCGAUGAGGAACUCAUCAAGGCGAUGCGCGAUCGCUGUGACGCUCUGGGUCGUCAACUGACAGCAUCAUCCCACAAGACCAACUGUCCGAUCGAGCAGGAUGAAGGGAUUGGCAGUGCGAGUACAUCCCGGUUGGAGCAUUCCGAUCCUAUUGGACAGCGAGAACAGCAGCAGCUGGUAAUGGUGUGCAUCGAGCAGCAAUUGAAGCGAUUGGUAAGAAAGGAGCAGCAAAGCAACAACAGUGCCAGCGAGUCACUGAGCUCGCUUUCGCUCGGACUGGACGAGGGUUGCGCUCUCCAAGGAUUGAUCGACGAUCUGAAGAAGGAGAUCGAAUCGAAGGAUCUUGUAUUGCGCGAUCGGCACGAAGAAAUGGAGCGACUACAGUCAGAGCUAUCAAAUCGUGACCGACAGUUGAGUCGGUACCGGGAACGCCAAGAAUUGUUGGACAGUGAGAAGACGUCAUUCCUUCAAAAGAUCGUCGAGCUGGAAGAAAACUUUGACGAUCAUAAUCGUACGAUCGCGAUGCUUAACAUGGAAAAAGUGAAACUAUCGCGUCAAGUGGAAGAUCUCAAAGAAACGCUGCAACAGUACCGGGAUAAUCUGCAGAAGACGAGCGAAGAAAAGGUCGCCAUCGAAGACGAGUGCAAAAAUCUACUCGUCACCAUCUCUAAUCUGCGCGUUGCGCUCGAGGAAACGAAACGCAAUGGCAGCUCAUCCGUUAGCGUUCUUCACGAAUUGGUGGAAAACUUGCAACUGGAGGUGAUCCUUCUCAGUGAACAGUUGAACGACGCUUUCAAAGAGAACAUAUCAAAAGACAACGAGCUGGACCAAUACCGUGACUCCAAUCUACAGCUUCGCUGUCAGCUGGCCGACCUUAGCCGCGAGCUUGGCAAUCUGAAGGACAUCUCCGAUGCGGUAGACAUCCGGCAGGAGCUCGAUGAGCAAAAGCAUCGACUUUUUGCACUGCUGAAAGAUGACGUGAAGCAGCUGCAGGAUCAAAUGAAUGGUGUCCGGGGUGAGAUUGUAGCACGUCAGCAAGAUUUGGGCCAUCUGAGCUACUUCCGGGAAAAGUGUGCCGAGAUGGAGCGUCUGCACGAGCUGGAGAUUAGUCAGCAACGAAGUAAGCAUUCCAGUGAGCUGAAGCAGCUGAGGAGGGAGAUUGAAUCUUUAAGUAAUCAGCUGGCCAGUAGUGCGGAUACGAGCAAACAGCAUGACCAAAUGGUGGAGUCGUUAGCAACUCUUCAGACCACCAUUCUGAAGCUGAAUGAGCAUAACCGAUUGCUGCAGCAGACUAUCCAAUCUUACCAGGAUAAUAGUGUCCAGCUGGAGCAACAGUUGGGUGGAUCCCAGCAUCAACUUGGAUUAGUGCGACAGGAGCUGGAAGAUCUCCGAGCGCGUAGCACCGAACAGGAUAGCAAAAUUGAGAGUCUAAAGGCAGACAGGGAACGUAUAUCCGGCGAGUUGCUGAUGCAGCGGAAGAUGUGCAAGUGUGGCUUCAACAACACCAGUGCUAGUGGAUCGCGGGAAAGAGCCAAGGUACCAUUGUCCCACUCCCUUCAAAAACAGCUGGCACAAAAAACCCUCUUAGCGACACGCAUUCAGGAAGAGCUAGUUCAACGUACCGAAGAGUGGAAACGUCGCGAAACGGAAUACGUUAACCAUCGCGUUCGAGCGACCGAACAUGCAACAGAACUGAUAGAGCAGCUCAGUGAGCUGAAGGGCCGUUUCGGAAACGUCGAGCAGGUGGCUCACAUGAAGGAUGAGUUGAUUGAUCGUUUGCAGCAAAGUUUGCGUGACAUCAACCGGAAGUUUACGCUCAGGCAGGAUCAGUUUACGGAGCUAGAAGCGAAAAAUGUGAAUCUGUCUGAGGCAUUGGAAAAAGCUCGACAAGAAGCGUUGCUGUGUGAGAAACGAUGUACAGAAGAGCUGAGCAAUGCACGACGAUGUUCGAUGGAUCAGAAAAACCAACUUCAGCAGUACGAGCGACAGAUCAGCCGAUUGCGGGUCGAGGUGGACUCGUUGCGGGAAAAGUGUGACCAAAUUUCUAAUGAGCGCGAUGUGCUGAGAGACGAUUGUCAGGAGUUACGCGAACGGUUAGCAAAAUACGAAGGAAAAGAAAGUGCCCUGUGUGAGGUGAUAAAAUCGAAUCAGGAUGAGCUUGCCGUUAAGGCAACGCGAGUGUUGGAACUGGAAGAAACGAAUCGGAAACUGUCCCAAAACUACGAACACCUAAAAGAUUUUCACGAGGAUCUUAGCAAACAGUACCGCCACACUCAGCACGAGAUGGAGCAGCUGCGGGAGUGUUCCAAAAAGCUGCUAGAAUUUAAACAGCAAACCCUCUCUACCAAAGAACUAACCCGCAAAAGCGUUGCCGAAUGGAAGGAACGGGAAGCUCAGUACUGUCAGGAGAUAGGGCGGCUGAAGAAGCGAACCGAGCUGCUGGAACAGGAUCGAUCGAAGCUGAUCGGCAAGCUGAAUGCUUACCAUCGGGACAAUACAAUUCUCGCCCGGCAAAUGCAACAACCACAACCGCCACUUCCGCCAUCUCGGCAACACUCGCCCUACGACGACAAUCGGAGAAGCUACAAUCUUACGCCACUUCAUCAAACCUUUUACCCACCGGAUGCGUUCAAAUUGGUUCGAUCGACUAGCGAUCCCAACUGUAACGAGUCGGACGAAUUGCUGCAAAAAGUAGAAUACACAAGCAGUCAAUUACAGCAGAUAAGGAGGUUCUGGCACCAAGGUCUGAAAGAGGUGUUUCCAACCGAUCCUUAGCAUCGGCAGAACAGAGAGCGAGGGUAGUG